Messenger RNA from Brassica napus (rape), 2814 nucleotides. RefSeq names its product CLAVATA3/ESR (CLE)-related protein 19. Bases 1226 to 1450 code for a protein of 74 amino acids. Lineage: Eukaryota; Viridiplantae; Streptophyta; Magnoliopsida; Brassicales; Brassicaceae. The record is from RefSeq and is a predicted model, not a curated record. The transcript has a single exon.
AAAUGGUUAAAAUUGAUUGGGAAGAACAUGACUUGGAUGUGUUACAAAAAAAAAAAGAGCAUUUUACGAAGUCUGAAUCGAUCAUGUAGUUCUAACGAUAAUAAUGUGGUAAGUUGCAAUUUGCAAAAUACAAAGAAAAAGAUGUCAAACCACUUGUGCGUUAAUAAUUUGGAACACUAUAAGGGAGAAGACAUAAAAUGGAGUGCCAAAUAGGAGUACCACUACCAUGUAUGUUUCUGCAUUAAUACUGUGCCCAUACUCACAUUUAAUUAGGAGUAUGCUGAUUUUGCGCAUGAAUUAUCAAACGUGACAGAACGGUAUAGAAACAUGUUAGAAAAGCACGAAGCCUGAAAAACUGCAAAAGUUUACAAAAAAAACUGAUAACUACAAUUCUUGGCAUUUAUUGUCCUUUAUUUUUGUAAAUAGGUCUUAGAUAAGUAAUAAUUUUCUUUUCUUUUUGACGAAGAUAUGUUCGCUGAAUUGUUGUGCUAAUGCCGUCGUUCAUGAUCGUCUUUCAUGCAUAUGGAGUAACUGAACAUGACACUGAUUCAAAAAAAAAAAAUUGCUUACGAAGUUUUAGAAUAAUAGUUUUUUACUACAUUAAGUACACUUUAAUAAAAAAGGAACACAGUCUACAAAUAGUUUGAGAUGACAUUGUCUAUUAUCAUCUAACCUUUAUUCUGCAUAAUUGAUUUAUCAAAAAUAAUUAUAAUUUAUUGCCUCUAUAUUUGGAUUUGGCGAUGAUAAACCCAUGCCCUAAACUUACAACGGACCAGUAAGCGGUCACAAAUCUAUCGGAAAAUUUCGUCCCUAUAGCAGAAUGUUUGGGUUUCCUCUUUAUUUAUUAUUGUAUUCAAUGAUAACUGGUCGGUUUACUGUUACCAUAAAUGUGUCCACAGGCUCACUUAAUGAGGGGUGAUGCUUAUGAAUCUUCAAAUCAAAGACAUAAUGAAGAACCUUUUUCAUAGUGAAACGAGAUAAAGAUCGAGGAACAUGCAUGAUUUCCACAUAAUUACCUAAUUAUUUUUCAGCUAAAGUAUUUCUUUUAAUAUGUAACAUGCUUCCUUUAUUUUUAGUGCACCGUAGCUUGUAUAUAAAAUUUUAUCCACACAAAUUCCUUUUGCUCCUUUUAUCAAACGUCGCUAUUUGUAUCAGUCUACCUAUUUGCUUUCAUAUUGUAUCUCCCGCAGACAAACAAAAACUUUUUUUUUGACAAAGAUAGAACAUGAAGAUCAAGAGUUUGAUGUUGGCUUCCUCUUUUCUGAUUCUUGCCUUCAUUCAUCACUCAGAAUCAGCUUCAUUUCGGAGUUUGCUGAUGAAGAAUGUAUUGUACGAACAAGAAGAAGCAAAAAUUCUAUUGGGCGACUCCAAAGAAACGAUAACUAAUUCUACAGCUUUGGAGUCUAAACGGAUAAUUCCGACGGGUCCAAAUCCACUUCACAACAGGUAAAUUUGAUCAUUUAAGAACAAGAUAUGUUGUGAGUAUGUCUCUUCCUCCUCUGUUUUUGUUACAAGUAUCUAUCUUACUGUGUAAUGUAAUGGUGAAUGUAUAAGACAUUUUCUAAUUAAAUUACCUUAUUUAUUCCUAAUAAGUGCCUUUCACACAUCUUUGUUUGUUGUUUCAAAUUAAUUAAGGAAAUCAUAUGAUACCUUACCGCAACCAAAAAUAAUAUAUGGUUGCUAAGUAAACGAAGGAAUUUGUAAAUUCAGGUUUGGAGACGAAGAUGAGGAAAUUGACUCUUACUUGUUCAUAUUUAUAAGUGCCUUUUUUUUCCUUCUCAUUGUUGUGUUUUCAGUGUAGAUUUUGUAACCUUAAUUAAUUAAACGAUAUACCUUUUUAAAGUAAUUAAGGUUAGUUCGAUAUCUAAAACGAUUCUAUAUUAUAACAAGAAAAAAUCAUGUGAUAUGAAAUGGAGGAAAUAUACUGCAUGGCUGGUAUUUGGAUCAUAGUACGAGAUCAUGUUGAACCAUAUAUAUUACAUUACUAGUAUUUGAAUGCAUAUACAUGGUUGUGAACUCAAAUAGGAUAAUAUAAUAUAUAGGAGGAAAGUAAUAUUUUAAUCGUCUGAAUUUGUAUUCUGUAUAGACUGUUGGAUAUUUUUGGGCAGAACUUUCGCAGAUAUAAUUAAAUACACAUGUCAGAAGAAAUUCACUUAAUAGUUAAUACUAGUGUCUCCCAACUCCCACCUUGUCCACCCCUCUCUGUUACGAAUAUUGGAUUAAGAAAAUUUUGAGUGUUUUGUGACUUUUGUCUCUAACAACGUUCUCUAGAUAUUUUUCACCUUCUAGUUAUCUCAUUGUCCAAGAAACCCUAAUGUGUUUUGUCUAACACGGAUUUGUUUUUAAUCCUUUAUAUGAAUGUUUACUAGUUACCACCCAUAGAUCAUACUCGUCAUUAAUUAUCUGGUAAUCUAGAGACAUUUUUAUUUAACAAAACAGUGACUCCUUUAUCCUUUUCCAACAUUCGUAAUUAGUGUUCCUCUAUCCAACUCUCAUUUUGCGGAUGAAGAGGAGGAGCUUAUUAAAGCAACUCAUUUAAGCAACUCAACAGAUUAUCAGAAACCGUCUUGCUUAUCUUGAAGAGCACCGUUAGGCCUUUUCUACUGCACUGUCUAGAAAAAUGCUCAGAGAAAGGAUUAGACAUAAGCUUUAUCAGCUGCCUUGUUAUCUUCUUUCUCGGCAAAGAUCUUCUUAUAAUGUUUUUUGCUUCAGAUUCUCUUAUCGUUUUUGUUUCGGUCAGACAAAUGUCUUCUCCUUCUGUCCAUCCUCUCGAAGUUUAGUGCUCAACACUCCUAUUUUACCUUCUUUAUGAAU